Fusarium proliferatum ET1 is the source of this 1809-nucleotide messenger RNA. RefSeq lists its product as uncharacterized. Gene Ontology annotation, molecular function: zinc ion binding; transcription cis-regulatory region binding; DNA-binding transcription factor activity, RNA polymerase II-specific. Gene Ontology annotation, biological process: positive regulation of transcription by RNA polymerase II. Gene Ontology annotation, cellular component: nucleus. NCBI's taxonomy places the organism in Eukaryota, Fungi, Ascomycota, Sordariomycetes, Hypocreales, Nectriaceae. The transcript is spliced from 2 exons. Bases 1 to 1809 code for a protein of 602 amino acids. The record is from RefSeq and is a predicted model, not a curated record.
AUGGCGACGCGCGAGCGACCGAGUAAUACCUGCUUACGGUGCGCCGAGAUCAAACAGCGCUGCAAGGGUGGUGUGCCGUGCGAUCGGUGCAGUAGGUUGAGCCUACCUUGUCGUCCAAAGGGGUACUCGGCUUCGUUGUCCGGGGAGUUUGGGCUUGACGGCGGCGAUGGGAUUUCUGUUGGGCAGCCGAAAGCAAAGAUACGCAGGGUGCAGACAGGCUGUUUGACGUGCAAAAGGCGCAAGAAGAAAUGCGAUGAGCGGAAACCCAGCUGUGGCGAUUGCAGGAGACUUUGCCUCGACUGUUCGUGGCCGACAGAGAGGGCUAGUAGACCGAGGCUCAACAGCUGGACCAAUGAAUCAUGGCUUAGCGCAGAACAAGUCCUCGACCUGUCGUCGGAGACAUCACCAAGCCCAAAUCCUUCGCCAGGUUCAGUCCAAUCCAACGUGGACCUGAGUAUCGCCGACUUGCUAUGCCAAAUGUCGACAGCCGUUCCUGUAGAUGGUGCCGACGUUGACAUGACGGCGACGUUACCAGAACUAUCCUGGGACUUGACCACUGACCCAGGCUGGCUCGAUAUUCUCCCGGAAACACCUCCCAUUGCGGAAGACUCACCGGAUAGUCUACCAAAUACCACGCUCACUCUGUAUACGCCGAGUUUGGUACCGGACAUGACAUCUCCUCACGACAAAGCAUUGCUAAACCAUUACUCAAAUAUUGUCGCCUCAGUGCUAUCAAGGCAUCCAAAUACAACAUCAAACCCUUACCUCAGUUAUCUCGUUCCCAUGGCCGUCUCAAACCAGCUCAUCCUUCAUUGCGUCCUCGCUUUGAGUGCAACGCAUUGGCAGAAGCUUCAACCUGACAUGCGAGAUAGGGCACUGUAUCACAAAGGCCAAGCGACGCAAUCUCUGGCCGGUCUCCUACCUCAUGUAGAUGGGGGUUCAGUGGAUGUCGCGCUGGUAUCCUGCCUACUUCUGUGUAUGUCAGAGCUGUUCGAUGGCACCUCAGCAGGAUGGAAGCUUCAUCUCCAAGGCGCAAAACGACUCUUGUCAACAGUCAAAUCUCAGACCGGUGGUAAUCUGACAGGUCACUUUAAGUUCUUUGUCAAGCUGGCGCGCUUCCUAGAUAGUGCAGCGACAACAAGCACCUGCAAGCCUCCUCUGAUAGACGACAAGACAGUGGCGACUACACCUGAGCCGACUGAAGAUGCCAGCAACGACGAUGCUGCAGUUUAUGGAAUACCGAAAGAACUGUUUCACAUGGUCGAUCGUGUGAACAAUCUGGCCAGCAAACGAGGAACGAGAGUCGAUGAGGCUUCCGAAGCGCUAUUUCGCGAAGAAGCUGAAAGAGUUCAAGGGAGAUUGGAUAACUGGGCUUACGACUAUGGUGGUCUCGCAGGCGCCGUUGCGUCCUUGUCACCUACCAAUGACGACGUCCUCCACGCAACAACCGCAUACGAAUGGGCACUCCGCCUCCGACUUCACCAAAUCACAGAAGGCUACUCGCUUACAGAAAAGGUAUUCGAGUGUGUCCAGCACAUCCUCGACUCAGCACAGAAGAUCCGUUAUGGGAGUCCCCUCGAGAGCUGCCUACUAUUUCCUCUGGUUAUGGCAGGUGGUGCAUGCAACUGUCUUGAGCAGAGAAUGGUCGUGCAAGAUAGGCUGAUGAUCAUGGAGCGGACUUGUGGGUUCGGAUAUGUACAUCAGAGCCGCGAAUUAGUAGAGACUGUUUGGAAGAGAAGAGAAACUGAGAGUAUGGUUAAUUGGGCUAGGAUUCGGUAUGAGGAGAUGGGUGGACUAGCACUAUACUGA